Molecule: messenger RNA, 1365 nt
Organism: Spathaspora passalidarum NRRL Y-27907
Lineage: Eukaryota; Fungi; Ascomycota; Pichiomycetes; Serinales; Debaryomycetaceae
Exons: 1
Biological process (GO): cell adhesion
Cellular component (GO): fungal-type cell wall
Source: RefSeq, a predicted model, not a curated record
AUGUUCAGAUUCCUCAUUUUUACAAUUUUGACGUUUGCUAUAGUCAGUGCGGAACAAAUUAGUGGAAUUUUUACAUCCUUUGACUCAUUGGUAUGGCAACAAUCUGGUACUUACCCUUAUACUAAUGGUCCAGGUUUCGCUAGUUGGAUUGCAACUUUAUCUUGGAAAAUCGAUGGGAGUACUGUACUGCCUGGUGAUACAUUCACUUUGAACUUACCGUGUGUUUUCAAGUUCACUUCUACUACACCGACUGUCAAUUUGACUGUCGGUCUGGUUAACUAUGCUACUUGUACAUUCAACCCUGGUGAUGUAGUUGUUUCAUUCUCCCAAUUGCAAUGUGUCCUUUUGGAUACUGUUACUCCACUGCUUGAUGCUAAUGGAUCUAUAAACUUCCCAAUAGUGUUUAAUGUUGGUGGCUCUGCUUUGAAUACCGAUUUACAAGAUUCUACUUGUUUCCAUAGUGGUCAAAAUACCGUUUCAUUCUAUGAUGGAAACAACCAACUUUCUACUCAAGCUACAUUUAACAAUGGUUCAUUUACUGAUCCAAAUAGUAUCGUGUUUAAUAACCGAGCCGUACCUUCAUUGAACAAACAACAACACUACCUACUUGCUGGUAACUGUCCAGCUGGUUACAGAUCUGGUUCAAUUGGUAUGAAUAUCCAAAACCUGGGAUCGCAAUUUGAUUGCAGUUCUAUUCAGAUGGCAAUCACGAAUGCCUUAAAUGAUUGGUAUUUUCCAGAAACUGCAGGAAAUUUCAGCUACACUUAUUCUUGUUCUUCUACUUCCUUUGUUGUCAAUUAUAAAAACAUUCCUGCUGGUUACAGACCUUUCAUUGAUGCUCUUGUCCAAGUUAACAAUGGAGUCAGUGUCGUCAUGAAUUAUGUUAAUACAUAUACGUGUACUGGUAGCAGAUCAUCUAUCAACAAUGGUGGAACUACUACUUGGGGUGCUUAUGAAAACAAUGAUGCUGGUGGUAAUGGGGAGGCAGUUGAAGUUGUUACACAAACAUAUACUGGUCUGACCACAAAAAUAUCAACCAUGCCGUUUUCUACAUCUAGUGACACAACCAAGACCAUUGUUGUUAAUGUUCCUAUCCCAACAGUUACUACCACUACAACUUAUGUAGGAAUUUCAACUUCAUACACCACAAAGACAGCCUUACCCGGCUCAACUGCCAACGUGAUUGAAUAUAACCCUGUUCAUACUACGACUACAGUUACUACUUGUUCACCUGGGCAAGUAUCAACUAUCACUACCACCUAUUCAACAUCCACCUGGGCCACUGAUACUGUGUUUAUAGUAACUGAAUGUCCAAGUCCAUCAUCUACUCAGGAGACACCAUCUACUGGGGAAAUAUCGAGCACA